Messenger RNA from Spirometra erinaceieuropaei, 2887 nucleotides. NCBI's taxonomy places the organism in Eukaryota, Metazoa, Platyhelminthes, Cestoda, Diphyllobothriidea, Diphyllobothriidae. The record is from the annotation of a GenBank genome assembly.
AUGAAUCUUCAUAACGGUCUUCGAAAAUAUGCGAUUACGAGGUUUUCAGUCACCAUUCUCUUUACAUCAAUUCAGUGCUAUGUGCGAUAGCAGAUUUUCUCCAAUUUCACAACAUGAAUUCCCGCAUCUUUCCUGUUCGGUCUCAAUCCUAAUCGAUUUUGAAGACGGGCAGAAUUACAAAGAUUGGGAGGUGCGCUUUUGUUUAUUUUAUGGCGUCUUGUGUGCGUAUGCUUUUCUGGUGAAUGUUUACUGUGUUGCAAUAUUUCAGUUUUUGUAGUAACUGUUUCUAUCCCAAAACAGUGGCGCCUCCAACGAUCUAAAGUCAUAUUUUGCAAGCCUGAAUUGCAUAAAAUCGACUUGAAGUACGUAAUCUGCUUGGUUUAGACUCUUCGAGUUUAUCGUUGUUCGUGAUGUUGAGGACGAAUAUUCCGCUUGAACGGCACGCGCUUACAAUGUUCACCGCGGCUGAAACGUCACAAGCAUAGCUGUCUCUCAGUUUUACAGGAGUACUCAUUAAAAGGAAUAACGGCACGAUAAACUUUGUUAGCCAUUCCCGUGAUUUCUUGAACUAAGCGGUGCUGAGACGCUAGCUGGAAAGAUGCCUAGCGAAAAUGGUUAGGCCAUUUCACAUUAGCUCACUGGUAGCAUUUUGCAAAGUCAACGAUUUCUUGCCUUAAUGUUGCACUUACCAUCACCAAAUUUCCCCGUACUGAAGUUUAACGAGGAUGGGCACUUGACCAAUAUCACAUUGACGUAUUUAAUGCGCUGAGUCCGUAGUAGCCUUGUUAAGACUACUUUUAGGCUACCCGCGGGGCUAUUCAUCCGACCGGAACUUUAAGCGCUGCCAUUCGACUGGGCGCAUUGUAAGGAUUUUGACGUUGUAACAUCACAUCCGUUCUAAUAAAUGUCCCAGGUCUCCUUGAGAACUAAGCACAGCUUGUAGUGGACGUUUGUUUUGAGCAGCCACCAUGUGGCUUAAACAAGAGGAAGAGGGUGAGUGCCAUGCUGUAGUUUGCUAUAAAACUACCUAUCUAAAGACACUUGUUUCGUGUUAUGCUCUUCGGUGGUUAACUGAGGACUACAGGCCUAUCACCCAGUGGCAGGUUGUCUCUUUACUGUUCUUACUUUGCUUAUACUUACCGUCUAUACAUAGGAAGUUGCGUUAUGUUUGUCAGCAUGCAUCAAAUACUGAUAUUUCAGAAGAGGUCAUCUUUAAACUUCCCAAUAAUAAUAAUCUUAAAUGGUUCCCUCACACGGAUGUCGUCGAGUUUUGUCCGGGUGCCGCUGCUUGCAACCAAGUUGACAUUUAUCGUUGUUUGUUUGGCCAUCUCCUUAGUGACGUCUUAGACACAUGAACUCCAUCGUCUGCUUUUCACAAGUAGACGCAUCGACCGUUAUCUAGUUAGCUGUUCCAUCCCCGAGUAACGAAGACUAUCGUACCCAGCAUAUCCCUGUCUGCCCAUAUUCUUUAGUUCGCCAUCAAGAUGGUGACCCAGUCAAAGAGGCUACUAAGCUUAACGAUCACCUUUGGUUCGAAAGAAAAGCGUAAACACGCUGGCUGAUAGGCAGCCUUUUAUGCCGUUAGCACCAGGUUUUCUCGGUCUGUUAAAGCUCCACCUUCGAGACGUGGCUCGUUACUCGAAGCCUCAGUUCCCUCCGGAGAUACACAUCAAGUGAAUCGAUCGUCCCCUAGCCUACAAUGUCUAGAGAAUAAGUUCCGCAAUCGUUGAAUAGAGAUUCUUUGGUAAUAGCCACACAAACGCUCUUUGUUGUCAGCUUAACUUCGCAGCAAGAACAAAAGAUGCUUCCAUUGAUUACGGAGCAUGUUACGCGCAAAUUUUUUGCAACGUUUAACUUCCUGCUGGGAUUGAUCCCUGUUACCGUCAGAAAAUCGUGGAAAACUACACAUUCUUCAACCUCCAGCCUUUCUCCAUUCGGGAGAGAGCUAACCAGUGGGCUAAGUUCCAGGGCAGCAGUUUUUGCAACAUUCUAUUGUAAACCGAAUAUAUGAGAGAGGGUGGACUUGUGAAUCAGUUGGAUAACCCUCUUCGGUAUGUGCUGCCAAAAAGACCAAUAUCAUUGCUACACUGAAGGCCAGUGUCGGCAACGUUUUGUCCUGCCUGAACUCCAGCGCGGAAUUUGUCGAAAAAAAUGCAUCAAGCGCAUAAGUAAAGCACAUCAGGCCUUUAUAGGUCUUUACCGGGAGGACAGCUUAACCCGAUAACCUAGCUACUGACUGCCGCAGGACAUCGACGAGCGGCGAAUAUCGGACGGCCUUUAGCGAGUGAGAAACAAUCUAAGCAGGUUCAUGUCUGACGAAUCAACAAACCCAAACUAGCGGCAACAGUGCCUCGAGGACUUGAGGUUUUCACCAGUCUGACUUGCAUGUCUCGUGCCUACUUAGGGCCCAAAUCCCGAAUCAGGCUCUCUGAAAAUCGAGAUGCCAGAGGUCGAAUUCCACUCGACCCUGUAGCACAGUGGCCCAUGCGACCUCCGGUAUAUAUGGUGUGGCGACCGCAUCCUCACGCAAUAGGCGAACUAUGCAUUGCCUGAGUUGGGCACACUCAAUAUUCAGAGAGCACGCGUACGACUAAGGGGGCAAUUUACCAACACCUCUGUCGUCUCCGUUUUCGGGCAACUAUCAGCUGCCGAUCAGCACAAUAAAGAGGCCACCCACUCGCAGCUGCGAGAACUGGCCGGACGUCUCUCCUGCCGUGCUCUGCUGAUUGCCGCCGAGACUGGGAGAGCCGAACUGAGCCAGGCGACCCUUCAAUUGCCUGCCGUCUUGGAUGCUUUGAACUUGGUUCUCCACGCGAUUGUGAUGGAAGAAUGCUGGGUCUUGCUGACAGAAUGGGCUGAUUCUCACAAGCAUCUGCUACCUACAUAA